GAAGCGUUGUGGGUUGGAAUUUAUUUCCUGUUUCGUUUUGUGGCGUCUUGUUGUGGUUGAGGUGUUGGCUGGAAUUUUAACAAAUUGUGAAAAUGCAUACAAAUCUUUUGCCUAACAUAACGUAACAAGGAGAACUAUUAGCGCAAAUGAACUGAGGUCCUGCAUUGAAAUGAACUUGUGGUUUUACUGACGUGUCAUUCCCUUGAGUAUUGUUUCUUUGGUAACGCUCGAGAAAAUGCUCCGACAUGCAAAGGGCUAACCGUCCGAACUAUCAUUAUAUUUGGUAGAUAAUUUGGAAAAGAUGGCAACUAGUCGCAACUGGUCAGGCUCUACCAAAGAACACUCCAAUUUCGCUCGCCUAUGUCGCCUCUUAAUUGAUGGCGGAACACUGGUAGUAAAAGAUGUGUUUGAUUCCAUCCACCCUCCAAAAUCCUUACAAGGUAUUCUGCACAAUCCAUCGGUUCAUAAUACUCUGAAGCACUUGAGGAACAAAAGAGUACUCAACACACAUCAGUGGAAUAAGCUGUACCCUAGUAUAAAAUCUUCCGUUACAUCAUCAAGUUUUGACAUUACCCUGCUAAUAGUGCUACUGCGCAAUAUAUGUAGCCUAACGCCACCUGCAACGGGAUGGGAUAAGCCUCCUGUAGCUGCUGAUACAAGUAGGGAAGCUGAUUUGGCCCGCAUCAAGUUGUAUAGAAACGAACUAUAUGGACACAUCACAAGCACAUCCAUCAGUGACGGUGAUUAUGAGAAAUACUGGAACGAGAUUGAAGCUCUGCUGUCGAGACUAAGUGCAUCUCGUUAUCAAGAGGAUAUCAAGAGACUAAAAGUAGAAACAAUGGAGCCGGAGGACGAGAAGCACUUCGUUAAAGCUAUUGAAGAAUGGGAAAAAAUGGAGCAGACAAUAAUAUCAAAGCUGGAAGAGAUCAAAAACAUGCUGAAGUCGACUUUCAUUGCAGAUGAUUCGAGGUGUAAAGACUACACGAAGAAAUUGAAGUCAUCAAUAAACAACCAAACUGAUUUUCAGCCAGGACUGAAAAAAAAUAAGCGAAUCAGGACAGACGAUAUCUUUACCAACGUGACCAUUCGACGUGGCCAAAAACCACUUAAAAAACAACUACCAAAAGGAGGAAUUGGUAAAACAGGAAUAGUUGAUGAAGGCGAAGGCGAAGACGAUGGCAAAGACGACGAAGGCGACAAAAAAGCCCAAAAUAGUUCAGCCUAUGGUCAUAGCGUAUUAAAAAAAUGCUCCGAAUUAUUUACGUUUCCUGUCGAUAGCGAUGACCAAGUACACAAAACGUGUCCAAAAUCUAUUCUAGUGACAGGACAAGCAGGAAUUGGGAAAACGUUAUUUUGUCAGAAAUUGGUACGAGAUUGGGCAAACGAUAGACUAUUCGAGGAUGAAGAAAUGAGAACACAUCCUGAUUUUCAAUUUGUGUUUUUGUUGACAUUCCGCCAACUUAGCCUACUUGGGCAAGAAAAGUUUAGUUUGCUUGAGUUGCUGAAUCGUUCAAGUUUGUUAAACGAACAGUCGAAUAUGGACGAUGCGGUAUUUGAAAACCUUCUUCAGAAUCCAGAAAAAUUGCUGCUCAUUAUUGAUGGGUACGAUGAAUAUUUACAUGACGGGGAAGUCACAGGGGAUUCUGAAAUGAAAUACCCCAACAAUCCGAGAGAAAAAAUGCCUGUUUCUGUCGUUGUCGCUAAGUUACUGAAGGGGAAAAUGCUGCAAAAUUCUGUUGUGAUGAUCACCUCAAGACCUGGAAACAAAAUUCAUGAUCUGAGAGGAAACUUUGAUGUUCAAGUUGAGGUCACCGGGUUUUCUUCUCGGCAAGUUCUAGAGUUCGUUGAGAAGUAUUUUAAAGACAACGAAAGUAUGAAGAAAACAGUACUCAACCACUUUCAUCAGCACGAGGGUGUGCUUGAAUUUGUACACGUUCCGGUGAUAUGUUUGCUGAUGUGUUAUUUUCUGGAAUGGCACUUAAUUCAUUCAGAAACUCCUGUACAACUGCCAGUAACUAGAACUGAUCUGUAUCACGAAGUUACUAAAGUGUUCAUAAGAAAACACCAUCUUCACCUAAAGUACGCUAAGAAGGAACAGGCUGAAAGGGCCGUGGAGGAAACUUUGAGAGAGCUGGCUAAGUUGGCUGCCAAGCUGCUGGAGAAAAGGAAAUAUAUUUUUGAUGAAGAAGACUUGAGCCAGUUGAAAUUUGACAAGAAAGAAAUGGACAGCCUGAAAACAAGUGGAGUACUUUACUGUUGCCCUGGUACUAGGAAGUCCCCGUUCGCCGAGGUAUCACAUGAGUACGCUUUUAUUCACUUAACAGUCCAAGAAUAUCUCGCCGCCUAUUGUUUUGUAGAGAAAAGACAAAUACCAAAGAAUGGCAGAGACGUGGUAUUGCAGUUUAUGUCUGGACUUAUUGGAAUGAAAAGGGACGAAGAAUUGAUGGCAGAAUUAUUAAGUUCUAUGAUAUCAGAAGAAGGUAUCGAAGCACUAUUAAUCGCUAAUUGUCUUUACGAAUACAAAGACACGGAUGGCGUUAAGCGAUUCAUAAUUUAUCUUUUCGAUUUUUCUUGCAAUGCUGGUCUCUUUUCUUUCGAUAACAUUACUGAUGCAAAUUCUGUUAAUAGUGUAACAUUUGUGUUAGAUGUUAUAACAUCAUUGCACAAAGAACAACUUCAAUGUUCCCAGCCAUGUGAUACACAGCCUUUUAAUGUCGAGACAUUUUCUAUAAGUAAUUCAUUACUGACGGCGAUGGGAGUGAGGCGAAUUACAAGAUCUUUGACAAAUGUCUGGUGUACUGUGACUAGUCUUUACCUUUUGGAAUGUGACUUAAAAGAUGAUUGUGUUGGAGCAAUCGCUGAUUUAUUAGUAUCGGGGAAACUUUUCGACUUAAAUUUAAACUCUAAUCAUAUUACUGACGAAGGAGUACCCAGUAUUUCUAAAUCGUUGAAAAGCGAAAACUGCAAGCUCACACGUCUAAACCUUUGUGAAAACGAAAUCACUGACAAAGGAGUACCCAGUAUUUGUGAAUCGUUGACAAACGAAAACUGCAAGCUCGCCUUCUUAAACCUUGGUGAUAACGGAAUUACUGACAAAGGAGUACCCAAUAUUUCUGAAUCGUUGAUAAACAAAAACUGCAAGCUUACCAUCCUUUUCCUUUGUGGAAACGAAAUCACUGACAAAGGAGUACCCAGUAUUUGUGAAUCGUUGAUAAACGAAGACUGCAAGCUCACUUUCUUAAACCUUCAUGACAACCAAAUUACUGACGAAGGAGUAAUUAGCAUUUGUAAAUCGUUGACAAACGAAAACUGCAAGCUUACCAGCCUAUACCUAAGUGCAAAUAAAAUUACAGAUAAAGGGGUACACAGUAUUUGUAAAUCAUUGACAAACAGAAACUGCAAGCUUACCACCCUAUACCUUGGUGAGAAUAAAAUUACUGAUAAAGGGGUACACAGUAUUACUGAAUCGUUGAGAAGCGAAAACUGCAAGCUUACCAGCCUACACCUUGAUAAUUAUGGAAUUACUGACGAUGGAAUAAUCAGUAUUUGUGAAUGGUUGACAAAUGAAAACUGCAAGCUUACCAGCCUAAAUUUCAUGCGUUGCGAAUUUACUGACAAAGGAAUAACAAAUAUUUACCAGUCAGUAAUACACGAGAACUGUAAGCUUAGUGAGCUGUGGCUUAGUAUAAAUCGCAUUCCAGCCAGUGGAUUUAGUCUUGAAGGUCUUAUAAAAGAAAAGAAACCUCACUUUAAUUUGCAUUUGGCGUUUUAAGUGAUAACGAAAUUACUAAUAAAGGAACAAUCAGUAUUGGUAAAUCAGUUAUAUGCAUAAAGUCAUAGUAUAGUUAAUAGUUAAUCAUAGUUAAUCCCUAGCCCCUCUAUUAACUAUGAUCAUAGUAAUCCAAAUCUAAAGUAAGAAAUAUAAGUGUAAAAAGUAAAUUGGCGCUUUGGUAGUUAUAUAGGCAAAGUACCUAUGGGCUCAGUGUAGCCAUCGAUAUGGGGCUGGUCCGACUUAAUUCCGUAAACAGACUAAUUUUGGAGCAGGCGUUGAUACAUCAGAGCCUUGAACUCCCCGUACCGCGGGGCUCUUCCGUGAGGUUCUCUCCAAACACACACCACUACAUUCUCUCUCAUGUUGAUAUUUAUAGAGGGAGAACCCAGAAAAAGCCCUCUUGGCAAGGGGGAGACAAUACAUCAAACAAACUCAACUAAAUAUGAUCCAGUCUGAGCCAGGCCCUCGAAACCGGACCAGAGUGUUGAGAGGCGAGCGGUAAACCACUACGCGACCCAUGCCACCCAACUUUCCUAACCGGACCAUAUCCCAUAGUGGUGGCUACGAAGUGAAUCCUUAAUUUUGUAAGACAAUAAUCUUAAGAUUGAUAAAUAUAUUACAGUGAUACUAUAAUCAUA
Messenger RNA from Actinia tenebrosa (Australian red waratah sea anemone), 4410 nucleotides. RefSeq lists its product as uncharacterized. Gene Ontology annotation, molecular function: protein binding. Lineage: Eukaryota; Metazoa; Cnidaria; Anthozoa; Actiniaria; Actiniidae. The record is from RefSeq and is a predicted model, not a curated record.